Molecule: messenger RNA, 1159 nt
Organism: Kickxella alabastrina
Lineage: Eukaryota; Fungi; Kickxellomycota; Kickxellomycetes; Kickxellales; Kickxellaceae
Exons: 2
Coding region: 164-1024 (286 amino acids)
Source: RefSeq, a predicted model, not a curated record
GAGAAAUUAAGCCUUUCUAUUUAUAACUUGAAAAGAAAAAAGCAUCAUAUUUCCACAACUGUAAACCUUUAAAUUUCUCAUUUCUCUAUUUUAUUCUAUCCACAUCAACGCUCAUCUCUUUCAUUGAUUUUUUUUACACACAGUAUUAUUGUUUUAAUCUUACAUGGGUUCUUCAAGGUCAUCUAGCCGCGACUCGCGCGGUCCUCGCAGGGAGACACACAAGGGACGGUCCAACUCGCGAUCAUCUUCCUCCGAUUCGGGCUCCGACUCGUCAUCAUCUCGCUCAUUAUCGCGUUCGGGCGGCGGAAAACACAAGAAGGAGAAAAAGGAGAAAAAGGACAAGAAAGAAAAGAAGGACAAGAAGGACAAACAUAAGAAGGACAAGGAAGGAUACGAAGUUGUGCCUAGCCAGCACAUAAGUGCACAGCAGGUAUUGGUCGGCCAUGCCAUUCCGGGUCAGACCCAUGUUCAGGAAACCCUCAGCAGCAGCAGCAGCAACAACAACAUACCCAGGGUAGUCCUCAACAGCAGCUUCCAUUCCAUCCGGCUCCUACUGUCCCAGGUUAUCCUCCGCAUCAGGGGUAUAUCCAGCAGCAGGCUCAAGUAUAUACUCAGGCACAGGGCCAUGGUCAACAGCAGCACCAAGGAUAUCCUCAGCAGCACCAAGGAUAUCCUCAGCAGCAACAUCAAGGAUACCCUCAGCAGCAGCAGGGCUACCAUCAACAGGCUUAUACUCAGCAGCAGCAGGGUUAUCCCCAACAGCAGCAGCAGCAGCAUGGUCAGCAGUACGGAGGACCUCAGCCUUCUUUAUAUAAGGGACCUUCUCAGGGUGGAAAUUAGCAGUUUAGUUUAUAUUUUUAUUUGGCCAAUUGGAAAUAUUGCCGCGAGAUAUCAGUCUUGCCCUUCCCCUUUCCUAUCCAUACGCAUCAGUUACAUGCCCGUGUGUUUUCUCAUUCUACUAGAUUCAAUUACAGGGAAGCGGCACCAUUUUCCUUGCCCCUUCUGUUCCCUCCUUACUGCCUGAUCAUGCACGCAAAGCAAUGUCUAUUAACGCUGCCCCCCCUCUUUUGGAUGGCCAACUCCCAGUUGCAAGCAUUGCUACUCCCCCCCCAUUAUUGAUGACACAGCACAAGUUUCAACUGAUGUCUUCUGUGGAUGA